Messenger RNA from Melitaea cinxia (Glanville fritillary), 648 nucleotides. RefSeq names its product cytochrome b5-like. Lineage: Eukaryota; Metazoa; Arthropoda; Insecta; Lepidoptera; Nymphalidae. The record is from RefSeq and is a predicted model, not a curated record. Bases 191 to 541 code for a protein of 116 amino acids. Gene Ontology annotation, cellular component: membrane; intracellular membrane-bounded organelle. The transcript is spliced from 4 exons. Gene Ontology annotation, molecular function: heme binding.
AAUAAGUUUGACACUAUUGACAGAAACAUCUUUUAUGGAAUAUUUUUAAAGAAAUACCUAUUUAUAUAAAGUAAAACUCGUAAAAGUGAAAUAAAUUCGGUUCAAGGUUUUUCCUGUAUUUUAUAAAUUAUUCUGUCAAAGUAACAACUUUGUAGUAUAGUGUGCUGUAAGGAAGACUUAAUAAUUUAAUAUGACUCAAGUAAUAGCUUUAGAAGAAGUGAAAAAACACAGAAGUAAAAGUAGUGUUUGGAUAAUUAUUCACAACGACAUUUACGAUGUUUCGAAGUUUUUAGAAGAGCACCCUGGCGGUGAAGAUGCUCUGUUGGAAUAUGCUGGUAAAGAUGGUACACAAGGGUUUGAAGAUGUGGGUCAUAGUGAUGAUGCAAGAGAACUUUUAAAAAAAUUUAAAAUUGGCACCCUGUCACCCGACGAGAGGACUAAAGAUCUGACACAGUACUCGAAUCUAAAAUGGGCGUUGCUUGCUCUUGCAGGAGCGUUAGUCCUGGGGAUCGUUUUGAAGAAAUAUUUGGGAAGCAAAUAGUUGCGUUUUCCUUUAUAUCGGUCCACAGUAUUUAAAAAAAAAGUUAGCAUUUAGCUAAUGUAGUGACUAGUAUUUCCAGAAUAAAAUUCCUCGAAAUGCGACUGUUU